Messenger RNA from Prorocentrum cordatum, 390 nucleotides. The record is from the annotation of a GenBank genome assembly. Lineage: Eukaryota; Dinophyceae; Prorocentrales; Prorocentraceae.
AUGGCGCUCCGCUACGGCCUGCCCAUUAUUGCGAGCGAGACUGCAGUGGACGGCAUGCACAUGGUGCCAGAGGAGGGCUACCUCCCCGCCUCCUCCGCCGAGCAGUACCGGCGGCAGAUGCGCCGGCUCGAGAGCGACGAGCAGCUCUGGCAGAGGUUGCGGACGUCCGGCCUGGGGAUCAUGCGGACGUAUCCGCGACGUCGCCCGGAAGACGCUGCGGCGCGUCUUCGCCGAGCUGGGGCUUGGGCCCGGCGUCCCAGAGGCGACCGAGGACUCCCGACGGCGGCAGACGCAAGGCGGAGCGCCUGUGGAGGCCCUGGGGCCGAGGAGGGGUAUCCUCUCAGAGGCCUGCACUUGGUAGUCCCUGCCACCUGCUUGUGUGUCUGCUGA